AUGAGCGAUGACAGCAGCGGGGCCACUUUUACUACAGUGGUCGAGGCGGUUUCUAUGGAAGCCAAAGCAAAGAUUACUGCCAUGGUGAUCCAUCAUACUUCCGAAGUGAUCUUUUACAGAAAGGAUGAUGGAUCAGUGGUGCUAUACGAACGAAAAACGGCUGCGAGCUUAGGGACACUCUACAGCCACAAGUCACCAGUCCGCCUGCUAGCCUGGAUUGAACAGAGAGAUGCCCUCCUAAGCAUCGAUGCUUCCAACAGAAUUUUUGUACACACAAUCCAUAACUCAGAAGACAAAGGUUGGCUCUGCAAUAUGACUGUACUGUUCAAGGCCCACCUCGAUUCCGACAAAGCAAUCACAGAUGUGCUAGUAGGAGGAACGGCGGCGAAGUUCUUGGUAUCGACUCGCGAGUCUGAUCACCUGUUCAGCUUGGACAGCGGUACGCAUGAGAGAGAGCGGACAUACCCGCAAAUGCCAGGAAUUCGCAAAUGGAUCUCCCACCCCGAAUCCUCUCUACACCUUGUCUGUGUCAACAACUUCAAAGCCUGCACCUAUUGCUGGUGUGACUGGUCUGAAGUCUCAUCUAUUGCAUUGUCGUUGGACGGGAAGGCAGAGCUUAAGAGCGCAACCCUCUAUUUUCAUUGGCUUUAG
This is a messenger RNA of Penicillium expansum, 651 nucleotides long. RefSeq lists its product as uncharacterized. Gene Ontology annotation, molecular function: protein binding. NCBI's taxonomy places the organism in Eukaryota, Fungi, Ascomycota, Eurotiomycetes, Eurotiales, Aspergillaceae. The record is from RefSeq and is a predicted model, not a curated record. Bases 1 to 651 code for a protein of 216 amino acids. The transcript has a single exon.